Messenger RNA from Colletotrichum abscissum, 1455 nucleotides. Its product is annotated as cytochrome P450. Bases 1 to 1455 code for a protein of 484 amino acids. NCBI's taxonomy places the organism in Eukaryota, Fungi, Ascomycota, Sordariomycetes, Glomerellales, Glomerellaceae. The record is from RefSeq and is a predicted model, not a curated record. The transcript is spliced from 3 exons. Gene Ontology annotation, molecular function: oxidoreductase activity, acting on paired donors, with incorporation or reduction of molecular oxygen; iron ion binding; monooxygenase activity.
AUGGGUAUCUUCGGCACUCUCCUUGGCAAAGCUGCCGCGCCAGCUCUUGCCUUCUUGCUUUGCUGGUGCGUCGUCCGGAGGGCCGCGCUUUAUGUCAAACUUCGACAUCUUGGCGGUCCUUGGUGGAGUGGCCUCACACACUGGCCUCACAGCAAGGCAAUCAUUAGCCCCAAUUGCCACGAGUGGUACGCCGAUAUAAAUGAAAGAUAUGGUCUCAUUGCCCGCAUCGCUCCGGGAAUUUUAGUGACCUCAUCUCCUGAAGUUUGGGCCCAUGUCAAUAGACAUCCUGGAUACAAGCGCUCCGAUUGGUAUUAUCACGCUUGUCGAAUUGAGUACCAGCGUGACAACGUAUUCUCUCAAACGGACAAUGAGAAACACGAAAAGAGAAGAAAGCAAAUGGCGCCGGGGUACUCCGGCAGAGAGAAUCUAGACCUCGAACCUACGAUUGAUCAACGCCUUGAGGAGCUUCUCGGGCUCAUGAGAUCCAAAUAUCUUUCAACUGACAGCAAAGUCACACCAGUGGACUUGGCCAAAAAGAUACAGUACUUUACUCUCGAUGUAAUCAGUUCUGUCGGGCUUGGGAAAGCGUUCGGCAUGCUGCGGACUGACAGUGAUGUGGAUGACUACCUGAAGUCUACUGAGGAGGGCUUGUCUGCUAUUAGUGUGGCUUGUGCUAUCGGCAUUAGCUGGAUGGCUCAGUCACCUGUCAUUGGCAAAUUCAUAGCUCCUUCACCUACGGACAAGAACGGUUUUGGUAAAAUGAUCGCAGCAUGCUUCCGCUAUGUUGACGAACGCACUGAAAAGCCAACGGACGAAAGGUCGGACAUGCUUGCAUCAUUCAUACGCCAUGGGCUAAGUGGCGAUGAGCUGAAGACUGAGGCACUGGAGCAGAUUAUCGCCGGAUCGGAUACGACCGCAGCUGCCAUACGAGGGACACUCUUGCAAAUCAUGACCAAUCCCAGGGUUUAUGCCAAACUACAGCAUGAGAUUGACGAGGCAGUACGUGCUGGGAAUGCCCCAAAACUCGGCGAGGGAAUUAUUACUCUUGGCCAAGCGAAGAAGCUGCCGUACCUGCAAGCAGUCAUCCGAGAGUCUCUGAGGAUCCGACCGCCGGUUCUCAAUAUCUUUUCUCGAGAUGUUCCCCCUGGAGGUGAUGCUAUUGAAGUGAAAGGGGAAACUUAUCUUUUACCUGGUGGUGUUUGUGUGGGCUAUUCUGGGUAUGCCAUGCAUCGAAGUCAAGUAACAUACGGCGUCGACUCUAAGGCAUUCCGACCAGAGAGAUGGUUUGAGACAGAUCCGGACAAGCUCGCAUCAAUGAUCCAAACUAAUGACCUGAUUUUUGGUCACGGUAAGUUCAUGUGUCUAGGGAGGCCCGUGGCUCAGAUGGAACUUUCUAAAACUAUUUUCGAGGUGCGUUGCAGACUCUGGAGCACGUCGUUGUUCUUUCGGCUGUGA